AGAUAGAGUGGAGGAAUAGUUUCCUUAGCUUAGAAAAAAAAUAUAAUACUCCAGGAAAUCUAUCCGUCCGCAAGCAGCACGCCCACCCAGGUAGCACAGCAACAGCAAGGCAACACCCUGAGCUGUAUAUAAAUGGCCUCCCCUCUUCCCUGAUCCCCAAAUGUCCCCGGCCCGGCCCCCCUGCUUCCAUCCUUAAACCCUGCAUAAGCCUCGUCUUUCCCACACCCACCAUCGCGCUCGGCUCCAGCCGCCUUCUCCUCCUGCAGUUCUGCCUGCUUCUUCUCUCCCCGAGUUCUGACGACGCCGGGAGACAAAGGAGGAGACGCCGGCGCGCGAGCAGGAAGAACAAAGCGCACAGCGAGCUCCGCUGCUGGUGCUGGCUCCGUCGUUUCCCGGUGUCAAGCAGCUCCCGCCAUCUCGAUCGCCGCCUCUUGUGUUCGUUCUCCUUCCGGGAGGUGCAGCUAGCGAUUGCCAUCGAUCCUGGAAAACACGGCAAGCAAAUACCAGUAGUGUGCCAGUGCGAAGAAGAUGAUGAUGGCUGAAGUGGCCAAUCACAGCAAGAGGAACCACACCGACAGCUACUUCAGCGGGAAGGCCGUCGUCACCACCAGCUCGGAGGAGUUUGGAAGCAUGAUCUCGAAGAAGCCGAGGAACACGAGCCCGAGGACGUCUCCCGUGUCACCAAAGGAGAAGAAGGACAGGAUCGGCGAGAGGGUCGCCGCGCUCCAGCAGCUAGUGUCACCGUUUGGAAAGACGGAUACGGCUUCUGUUCUGCAGGAGGCGUCAGGGUACAUCAAGUUCCUGCACCAGCAACUCGAGGUCCUGAGCUCCCCUUACAUGCGUGCUCCUCCGGCCGCCGGCGCUGCGCCUGAGGAUCCCGAGCACUACAGCCUCCGGAACCGCGGGCUGUGCCUGGUUCCGGUGGACCUGACUCUGCAGCUGACCCAGAGCAACGGGGCCGACCUGUGGGCGCCGGCGAACACGACCAGGCGCAGGUGAGGACCAAGCCCGCCCGCCUCUGGUCUCCCCGGACGGCCGGACCCCGGAGGAAUGGAACCGAGGAAGAAGUACUACUGCAUCUGCGUCUGCAUGUGCGGGGGCGUAGAAUUUCCAAGCGCCUGACCCCAAUUCGAUCUCCUAACAAGAAACUAAGCGAGCGUCGAUCUCCGCUUGUAUUAUACUAGUGACCUGUCUGUAUGCCUGUCUGAUCUCUCCUUGGCACCGUAUUAUGUAUGAUCAGAUGUUGGCAAGGAACUGCGUCUCUGUGGUACUGUAUCUGUAUGUAUGUGUUUAGUGACAUGUUAUAGCCUGUUGCCAUCAGCAACUGAAGCAGCAGUUUAAUGCUAGUUUCCUUGAGGUGCCCGGUGCUAUCGAGUUCAGUCUA
Molecule: messenger RNA, 1384 nt
Organism: Setaria italica (foxtail millet)
Lineage: Eukaryota; Viridiplantae; Streptophyta; Magnoliopsida; Poales; Poaceae
Product: transcription factor bHLH153
Exons: 6
Coding region: 529-999 (156 amino acids)
Biological process (GO): regulation of transcription by RNA polymerase II
Cellular component (GO): nucleus
Molecular function (GO): DNA-binding transcription factor activity, RNA polymerase II-specific; protein dimerization activity; RNA polymerase II cis-regulatory region sequence-specific DNA binding
Source: RefSeq, a predicted model, not a curated record